UGUGAUCAGUGCGCCGCAGAGACGAUUCAAAAUGGCGGAUUCGGUCACGAUUGAAGUCGGUCGUGUUUCGGGAAAUCAAGAAAUAGAGUUAGAAUAUGGUCGUGAAAAGGCUGAGGGAGAACUCAGUGAUUCAAGUCAAUCCAGCAAUAAAUCGGGCACAAAAGAGAAGAAGCACAAACAGAAGCACAAACAUCGGCACAAACGGAAACAUUCCAAUCGAGAUCCAAGUGAAAAGAGUCGCCACAAACACAAGAAACACAAACAUAAGAAACAUAAACACAAGCGACAGAGUGAUGGAGAAAAUGCAGAGGAAAAUGUUGCACAGGAUGCAAAACGUCCACGGAUGCUGGCAUCAGACUUGUAUGAACCCAUUGGGACGAAUAGUGAGGUGUCGGUGGACCCUAGUGAUCUAGUUGAUGAUGAACAAUCUGGUGUGAAGGCCAUGGACAUGAUUGCUCAGGGGUAUGGUACUGAUUCAGAAGAGGAGGAAGGAGAGGUGGAUUAUGAGGAUCGUAGGCGCCAGCGCUUGAAUCGCAAGUAUCAGGAGUUCGUUGAUCGGCAGGAGGGGGUGGUGGUGUCAAUAAGUUCUGAGGAAAUGUCUGAAAAGGCCAGUAUUCAUACGACAGAACCCAAGGAGUUAGAGGAAGGAGAGACUGAAGGAGAAUCCGAGGAGGAGCCAGAGCCUGUUAAGCGGGUAGUUAGAAAAAAACGUUCUUCUCCUAUUCCAUACCUUCCAGCCUAUGACGAGCCUCCACCUCUUUCAUAUACCUAUAAAGAAAAACAUGGUGAAAAGGUUUUGAAGCGCAGCCCAUCGUUAGAAAAGGAAAACUAUCGCCAUAAUAAUAGACAGGUAUAUGAUGAACCAGUUCGCCACUUUUCACCUCCGUCCCGCUUUACUCCUGAACGAAAAGUGCACCGAAGUCGAUCGCCAUCUCCAAGACGACAAUCACACCCAGAAUCGGGUGCUAGAAAAAAGUCAUCAUCUCGGCACAGUAGGUCACCUCUGCCCCCAAAGCCUAGAAAUCGAUCACCUCCCAGACGCAGAGGACCAUCUCCACCCCCCAGGCGUAGAGAAGUCGAGAGAAGUCGAGAUGUGGACAGAAAUAGAAGAGGCUCAAUAGAACGUCCACCUCUAAGAAGAAGCAACUCUCCCAGAAAGAGGCCACGAUCAAGAUCUCCAAUACCAAGACGCAUUUCUCCUAGCCGCAGGUCACCAAUUCCACGCCCGCCUUUUAGAAGUCGAUCCAGAGACCGUGGCCAGACAUACUUUGGACGAGUCAUGGAGCGCCACAGGGAACGAAGUCGUUCUCGGGACCGGGGAAGAUCAGGCCGAGGACGUGACUUGGACCGGAGCUCAAGGAAAAAGAAAUCUGCUGAGGACAAGUUCAAGGGUAGUUUGUCUGAAGGCAUGAAGGCUCACGAUUCUUCAUCAGAGGAAAUCGAGGAUAUUGACAUACCAGAUGAGGAGGAGGAUGACGAAGCGAUUAUUGAAAGAAGGAGAAGAGAGCGGGAAGCUCUUCUUCAGAAACUAAAAGCGGAGAAAGAAGCAGCGGACAACCCUACAGACAUCUUUGCUGAAGAUGAACAGCAGCCUGAGGCUGAGGAAGAAAACAUGGAAGAGGCAGCUGAGGAAGAAGAAGUUGAAGAAGAAGCUGAAAGUGAAGAGUCUGUGGAAGAUGUCUCGGAAGCUGAAGAAGAGGAAGCUAACGCUGAACCUAUACAGGAUGAGGAGGAUGUCGACAUUGAAGACUUUCUGUAUGGAGAUAAGAAAGAUGAACAGAAGGAGGAAGAGGAUGACUCUUGGCAGGAUAAAAAGGUUGAGACACGUAAAAAUGAAGACAAUGAAAGGAGGAGUGAGGACCGCAGAUAUGAUGAAGAGGACCGGAUACAGGAGAAGAGUAGUCGGAGGCGGGAGAGGGCUAAUGAUCGGCAGAGGGAUGAUGAUAGACGCAGAGAUAAAGAGGAAGAUCGUCGCAAAGAUAAAUAUGGGGAGAGGCGGAGAGAUGAUGAUUGCCGAAAAGAUCAGGAUAAUGAUCGUCGAAAAGAUAGAGAUAACGAUGGCCGGAGAUAUAGGGAGGAUGAUCGGCGUAAAGAUAGGUAUGAUGACAGUCGGCGAGAUAGGUAUGAUGACCGCCGCAGGGAUAAAGACGACGACCGUCGGAGAGGCAGGGAUGAUGACCGAAGAAGGGACCGGGAGGAUAGUCGACGAAGAGACGAUCUGCGUAGAGACAGAGAUGAUGAUUAUAAAAAAGGUAGAAAUGGAGCGCUGAAAGAUAAGUCUGUGGAACCAGAAAAAGAGGCUGUUGAAGUUGUUGACCAAAAAGUUCAGGAGAGUCGUUCUCAGUCACGUUCAUCAUCUGUUGACAGCAAGAGUGCAGCAUCUUCGUCAGAUAGUGAUGAUGUGGCUGAAGCUGCAGCCAAGGACUUGGAGGAGUCUGGAGAGUUUGACUUCAAUGCUUCCAUAACAAACAAGAUGAAUACUAUUGAAUCAGGGCAAGAGCCAAAGAAGUUUGUCAAUGGUCUUGAUAUGUUUGCCGAGAUGGAUGUUGAAGUGGUCAGUGACAGAUAUAUGAGCCCUAGUACUCUUGGUACAAUAGGUACUGGUCACGAGAAUCCUGCAUUGACUGAUAACUGGGAUGAUGCAGAAGGAUACUACAGAGUGCGGAUUGGUGAAACAUUGAAUGGGAGAUACAACGUUUAUGGUUACACGGGUCAGGGCAUGUUUAGUAACGUUGUGAGGGCACGAGACACAGCCAGAGGAGGACAGGAUGUUGCCAUAAAGAUUAUCAGGAAUAAUGAACUCAUGCACAAAACUGGCCUCAAAGAGUUAGAGUGCCUGAAAAAGCUCAAUGAUGCAGACCCAGAUGAUAAAUUCCACUGUCUUCGGUUGUUCAGAAAUUUCUUCCAUAGGAAUCAUUUGUGUAUGGUCUUCGAACCACUUAGUAUGAACUUGCGAGAAGUAUUAAAGAAGUAUGGUAAAGAUAUUGGUCUGCACAUCAAAGCUGUGAGGUCCUACUGCCAACAGCUCUUCCUAGCCCUCAAGCUUCUCAAGCGGGCCAGUGUGCUUCAUGCGGACAUCAAACCAGAUAAUAUCUUAGUUAAUGAGUCGAAACUGGUUCUAAAGCUGUGUGAUUUUGGUUCCGCCUGCCAUAUAUCGGAGAACGAUAUUACGCCUUACCUUGUCAGUAGAUUCUACCGUGCUCCAGAAUUAAUUAUGGGGAUGGGCUAUGACCACAGCAUUGACUUGUGGUCUGUUGGUGUGACGUUAUGUGAGUUGUACACAGGGAAGAUCCUAUUCCCGGGGAAGACCAACAACGAGAUGUUGAAACUGAUGAUGGACUUGAAGGGAAAGAUGCCCAACAAGGUCAUACGGAAAGGAUUGUUCAAAGACAAACACUUCGAUUCUAGUUAUAACUUCUUAUAUCACGAGGUGGACAAAGUCACACAUCGGGAAAAGAUUACAACGAUGACAUCUCUUCAUGCCAGCAAGGACUUAUUCGCAGAAUUGAUAGGUUAUCAACGACUGCCUGAGGAUCAACUGCGCAAAGUCAAACAAUUUGAGGACCUACUCGGGAAAUUGCUCAUGUUGGACCCGGCAAAACGCAUCUCCAUCAACCAGGCGUUGACACAUCCAUUCGUUCAGGAGAAAUUCUGAGGGACAUCUGUGGAAUGACAG
Lineus longissimus is the source of this 3676-nucleotide messenger RNA. Its product is annotated as serine/threonine-protein kinase PRP4 homolog. The coding region runs from base 32 to 3655 and encodes 1207 amino acids. Gene Ontology annotation, biological process: peptidyl-threonine phosphorylation; peptidyl-serine phosphorylation; mRNA cis splicing, via spliceosome. NCBI's taxonomy places the organism in Eukaryota, Metazoa, Nemertea, Pilidiophora, Heteronemertea, Lineidae. The record is from RefSeq and is a predicted model, not a curated record. Gene Ontology annotation, molecular function: ATP binding; protein serine/threonine kinase activity. The transcript has 14 exons.